This is a messenger RNA of Ostertagia ostertagi, 2070 nucleotides long. Lineage: Eukaryota; Metazoa; Nematoda; Chromadorea; Rhabditida; Trichostrongylidae. The record is from the annotation of a GenBank genome assembly.
AACAUAGUCGUCGUGAAGAUCGAUGCGACUGACGGUGAUGAUAUCGAUUCCAAGUCACCCUCUUCACUUCAUUACAAAAUCUCCAAAGGGGAUCCGCAAAGCUUUUUUCGGAUAGAUCCGCAUACAGGUUACAUAACAACGUCUGGAUCACGCCGACUGGACCGUGAAACUCAACGUGAGCACGAGUUGUGGGUAGCAGUGUGUGACUCGGGUGAGCCUCAGUUGUGCUCGUCGGUCCCAGUUGUGGUUACCGUAGAUGAUGUGAACGACAAUGCACCCACAUUUACGCAGCCGAUUUUCCAUCACAAUGUGCCUGCUGGUGUAGCGGGAAGAGUGAGCAGGGUGUUUGCCAGCGAUAUUGAUGCAGGAAAGAAUGCCGAGUUAUUCUAUAACAUUACCGAUGGAGAUCCGAAGUUUUCAAUCGAUGGAAAUGGAUAUAUCUCGACUAGUGUGCCAAUGAAGCCCGAUGAGGUUGCCACUUUGACCAUCCAAGCGACUGAUCGUGGCUUGCCAGCUCAAAUGACUCAAACUCGAGCGAUUCUGACAGCGAUUGCAGCACCCCAGAGAGCCAAGGGAUCGGUAAAUCGCGCUCCGCAGUUUGCAAAAGGAGCGUCUCGGAAGGUCCCCGUUUCGGAUGCCGAUCAGGUCGGCUUCACCAUUGGCAAAUUGGAGGCGACGGAUCCUGAUGGAGAUACUAUCUGGUGGAGUAUUCUGAGUGGAAAUAUCAAUGAGGCGUUUUCGUUGAAAGCAGAUAGCGGCCUCCUGUUGUUGGCGAAACCUAUAGAAACUCUUCCACAAAACACGAGUUCAAUUGUUCUAAGCAUUCGAAUAAGUGAUGGUCAAUUGGAAGACACUACAGAGGUAACAGUGGAGUUGUCUCGAUCACCAACAAGUCGACCGAUCUUCUCUGCUCAACAUUACAAGACGCAAAUCUCCGAGAAAACAGCUAUCGGUACACAAAUUUACAUCGUACGUGCCAGAUCCAGCGACGUGAGUCGCACAUCGAAGCCCCUGGUGUACGGUAUUCAUUCGGUUGAAGAUACUGGCAUGGAGGAUAAGCUGCGUGUUGAGCCUUCGUACUCAUCGAUCGAUACGUUGGACUAUGAAGUAUGUCGCGAAAUACGAGCUAUUAUUUAUGCCCGUCAAGGAACGCUUACCAGUUAUGUGACGUUGACCGUCACUGUUACUGACGACAAUGACAAUGCUCCAAGAUUCGUGCAUAAAGACUAUGUGGUGAAUCUGCCGUCAAGUUCUCCUGUUGGCUCUUCAGUCAUUACAUUACUAGCUCAUGACGCUGACUCUGGUGAGAAUGGUGUGGUGAAGUACAGCAUCAUCAGCGGUAAUGAGCUAGGCUUGUUUGCUGUGGAUCCUAUUCUCGGAAUAAUCUCCGUCGCUAAAAGUCUUCCUGAAGAUCAUAAAGAAACCAUAUUGACGGUGCGAGCAACUGAUAAUGGUCGCUAUCCGCUCAGUGAUACGUCGAAUGUGCGCAUCCAGUCCUUGAGUGGGAAUGAGCUCGAUCUACGUUUCUCGAGAGCCUUGUAUCAGCGUACUGUCCGAGAUUCCACGCCCUUGGGAUCGGUUCUGCUUGUUGUUACGACCAAUCCAAAUGGAAAUGCACGAUACAGUCUAAAGCAGCCAUGCCCAUAUUUCGAAGUUCACCCGGCUUCUGGAGCAGUUUCGUUGACCCGUUGGUUGACUAGGGAACGAGCAAAAAGCGUAGCCUGCACAGUUGUUGCGAGGAAUCGAGCUGGCUCCGAGGAUACCGCAAAGAUUGUGAUAAAAACGGCCAGUACCAAUCAGCAUUCACCAAUAUUCAAGCGGCAGUUCUAUCGAGGAUUUAUUCGAGAAAAUAGUCCAAGUGGUUCUUCCGUACUGCUCGAAAAUAACUCUCCACUGCUGGUUUCUGCAACAGAUAAGGAUGUGGGUCCCAACGCGCUCGUCGGUUACCGACUCCUCAAUCCGAAUGAACCGUAUUUUGUGGUAGAUUUCGUGACAGGAGCGAUUCGCUCUAGAAAACCGUUGGAUUAUGAGAAGAUGAAGGAAUGGAUAUUUUACGUGCAGGCUAGGUGA